Ixodes scapularis (black-legged tick) is the source of this 5781-nucleotide messenger RNA. RefSeq names its product apical endosomal glycoprotein. The transcript has 42 exons. The record is from RefSeq and is a predicted model, not a curated record. NCBI's taxonomy places the organism in Eukaryota, Metazoa, Arthropoda, Arachnida, Ixodida, Ixodidae. Gene Ontology annotation, molecular function: protein binding. Gene Ontology annotation, cellular component: membrane. The coding region runs from base 54 to 5468 and encodes 1804 amino acids.
CCUGCGACUUCGAGAAAGGCACAUUUUGCGGUUGGGAACCAAGCACGGGCGAGAUGCAAUUCAAGCUAAACGACCCUGCAAAGCACGUUCCACCCUCUCCCAGUUCUGACCACACUCUCAAGGCGUACAAAGGUCGCUUUAUUUUUGUCGAAAAUCCUGAUGGCAAAAUGAAGAAUGCCACGCUCAGGAGCCCCCAAUUUCCCCCUGAUUUUGGCCGUGAAGUCUGCAUCUCUUUUUGGCACGCCUCUCCACCAAACACAAAGGGAUUCAUUGCGUUGAACAUCUCCCGGCCAAACUCACUCAAGCUAUGGAGAGACAGCUCAAACACGGUUCAUUUCUGGGCUCAUGAAAUCACUACACUGAAUUUGCCAAAAUCAGCCGACCGGCUCUACUUGGAAGCCUACCUUUUCUUCGGCUUGAUUGCCAUCGAUGACCUGCAGAUUACACCUGGGUCGUGUCCACAAAGAGAUAAGUGUACAUUUGAGAUCGGCAGCCCAUGUCCCCUAUACCUUCAACCUAGCACGUUGAGAAGAUGGGUCAUCAGCAGCAGCAGAUCCCUGAAGGUUCCCGACCAUACGCUCCAAGACAAUAAGGGAUAUUUUUUGUUCCUGAACACUAGCAAGAUUGACCCCGCCCAUCCAGAAUCGAGGGUGUACUUCUCUACGCGUAAGCCCACCCCGGCAACCUGCGUCACCUUCUGGUGGAAAGGCUUCGGAUAUCGCAGCGACCUCAACGUAUAUGUGCACAACGAAGGAACGUUACUGCGGGACCCUGUCCUUUCGCUGUAUACGGAUCCCACACCAGGCCGGUGGAACCCGCGCACCGUCACAAUUUCGUCGAGGACGCAGUGGCAGCUGGUUUUCGAAGCGGUCUCAUACCCCAAUAUCCUCGAAGCUUCAGGUGUGAUGCUGGACGAUGUCGAGUUCACCGAUGGAAACUGUCCGCGCGAUGACCUCUGCACGUUCGAAGAGGACCUCUGCAUACCAUGGGUGGACGUGACGCCAUAUGUUGCCGAAAGCGUCAAAGGAUGGCAACUCCAGCGAGCUGGGAGCUUCAACGAGCUACCCAGAGAUCACACAUUGGGUUCAGAAGACGGCUACUACUUGCUGUUCCGAGGAACGGGCAACACCAGAGACUCGGCCGUCCUCACGCUACGGGAGCAUCGCUUCUCCUGCGCCUCCAUCUGGUACUACGUGUCCAACAGUACUCGCGGCUGCAGCAUCCAAGUGCCCGGCCAACUUCUCGACAAGGCGACCAGGCGUUGGAAGCGAUCAGUUUUCGACAUCGACCGGUAUUCAGAGGACGGGGUAACGAUCCGAGCCAACUCUGGAGAGGACACCUCCGCUUUUGUGGCAAUCGAUGAUAUGCAGGUAUCCAAACUCCAGUGCAGCGAAAUAGGCAGGCCAGUGGCGGACAAUUUCGUCUGUGGCACCGUCCCCGAAUCUUCAAUCCCACCAGACAGAGUCUGCGAUUUUGUCUUCGACUGCUCGAACGGAGCCGACGAGGUGGACUGCGGAAACUGUGACUUCGCUAAAACGACUUGCGGCUGGAACCUAGGAGAUCCCGGGAGCAGGAAAUCGAUGCGCUGGCAGAGGACUCGCGUCGGAGACCUCGAGAGAAGCCCCAAGCUCAAUUCAAAUGAAACCACGGACGGUCACUACAUGAUUCUGGUUCAAGAAGAAUCGAAGUACACUACAGAAACAGCAGUUGCAUCAUCCCCUGUCAUUCGAAACACAAACUUUCUUUGUGCCAUCACGUUCUGGUACAACUACGAAAACAACACAAACCCGGUGUUCCUCCAACUCGAGGUAAAGGGUUACGAGAUGACUGUCUGGGACCUGCUAGCUAAAAAACCCGCAAAACCGAAGGGAACUUGGAAUUACGAGGGAGUUCUUAUCGGCCGUUAUCCAGGAGAGGUCAAGCUUAACUUUUUAGGGAUCGAUAGCCGUCAUGAUGCAGGAUACUUCGUCAUCGACACGAUUGAGUAUGCCAAUUGCGGCCUGCCUCAACCGGAACAUUCAUGCGAAGAUCGUUUUAGGUGCGCAAACGGAGCCUGCAUCUCGCGUCUUGACGUAUGUAACUAUGUGGACCACUGCGGGGAUGGCAGCGACGAGCUCAACUGCGGAGACCAUAGCAUGGGAUGCAACUUCGACACCUCGUUCUGCGACUGGAAGCCCAUUGUUCCUUCGGAACAUCGCUCAGCCUAUUUGAAGUGGGUUCGUUCGCGUCCGGGAAAUUAUCUUGGCUUAUCUCCCACGAGAGACCACACCACUGGACUCCCCAAAGGUUAUUUUUUGCACUUACGUUCGAGAUCUGUAAAAGUGGAAUCCGAGAUUGCCGGGCCUGUCCUUCAAGGCGGGGGGUUCUGUGCGGUCACAUUUUUCUACGUGAUAUACAACGGUGCUCCGUCCACGCUCACCGUAGGUCUCAGAUAUGCUAAAAAUGGGCCGGUUAAAAGAGUCUGGCAUACAAAAAACCCCAGUGGCUUCUUCCACUUUGUGAAGGGAUUCGUGAGCCUUACCGACAAUAAACCAUUCCAGGUGUUCUUCAUAGGGACUCACGAAGCAACCAAUGACGCCGCCUACAUCUCCAUCGACGAUGUUUCUUUUCUACCUGGAUGCCGUCCAUACAAAGGCAUUCUUCCGGAAGCCCCUGUCAUGCCCCCAACCACCGAGGCCCCUGCGUGCCCCGUGGGCCAGUUCACGUGCGUCACUUCCCGCCAAUGCAUCCCACAGGCCCAGGUCUGCGAUUUCAAGAAGCACUGCGCGGACGGGUCGGACGAAAAAGAUUGCGGGCAAUGUGACUUCUCGACGGACAUGUGUGGCCUGAUCACGGACGACCCCAACGGAAAAUUCACAUGGAAGCGAACCUUGGCUGCAGAGGUGAAGCAGAAUCCGUCUCGCAACUAUGGCCUGCCAACAUCUGACAGGGAAAACAAUCCACAGGGAUCCUACGUCGCCUUUAGGCUCACUAAUCCAGACGUUCCAAGAACAGAUGCCAACGCCCUGUUGACUCCUCCGUUGGGUCAAAUGGCCCACGCAUGCACCGUGAGCUUCUACGCCUUCCUCGCACAUCCGAAUUCUGCAUUGUGGUUUGGUGUUCAGCGAAAAAUAACGCCUAAGACUUCUAGGCGCAAACGAUUCUUUCUGCUUACGAGCGCCGAGAGCAACCAGACAUGGACCAAGGUGAAUAUUAAGGUCGGGAACUGGAAUCCUGGAGCAAGAUUCUACUUUAUGACCAAUCAAAACCACACCAGCAUCGACGGUAUUGCAUACCGUGGGUGCCACCCGGACAGAGACAGUGACACAUACAAGGACGAGUUAUGGCUGAGCUGCGAAUUCUCGUAUGACGAUACGUGUGGUUGGUUCCCGGAGAACCUGGAUGACGAGCUGGACUGGACGAAGUACGCUGGAGGCGUGGUUACUCGCCCCUGGCAACCCCCGGCUGAUGAUGUGGGACAUUCGGGCCCGUACAUGUUCAUCAGCAACCCUUGGACAGUGGAAGCCAGUGGACACUUGGUAUCCAAGAAAGUGGAAGCAUCAGGCCCCCACGGCCGCUGCUUCUCCUUUUGGUACAACAUGAGGCACCCCAACAGCGGAACCCUGAACCUCUACCUUCGCACGGCGGACAACUCCACCGAUCUAAUCUGGACCCGGAGUGGACCACAGGGAAGAGCAUGGCUCAGGGGAUACGCCGACACCAUUUCUGACACACUGGGAAACUUUGUGCUGGAGGCUGUGCUGCACGGAUCCACCCCGGCUGUCAUAGCAGUGGAUCAGAUCAAAGUGACCAGCAUGUGGUGCAAGAGCAAAACGGUGUGCGAUUUUGAAAACGACAACUGCGGCUGGACCCUGCACGACUGGGAGAUUAAACGUGGCCAAAGUGGCAUUCAACCAAGAAUUGAUUACACUACAGGGACUGCUUCGGGGCACUACGCUCGGCUGCUACGCUCCAACGGUCGUCUGGUUAGCCCGCAACUCCGGGGUGGUGAGUCCUCAAGCCGACGCUGCGUCAAGUUCUGGCACUACGUGUCUGGCGGAGAGACCGAGACGCUGAACGUGAGCCGUGUGACGAACUUCCGCAACGAGGAAACAGUCUGGAGCGUUCGCGCGACCCAGGUUCGAGCAAGGAGGUGGCUUCCGGGGUCUGCCGAGCUGCUCGGAUACGAAGGGCCUCUCAUGGCGGUAUUCACGGGAUCCACAUCUGGUAAUUCGGACGCGGCCGUUGCCGUGGACGACGUCGUGAUCGACCCUUACGGCUGUCCUGCCGGAAGCUGCCAGUUUGAGGAGGACUUUUGCAACUGGAGAAACUUUGGAACUAACAGCAAUACAAUGCGCUGGUACCGGAACAGCGGUCCGACCAUGUCGGCUGGCGGCCCUUCGGUUGAUCACACUCUCAAGACUGAAAAAGGCCACUACUUGCUCCUGGACGCACAGGAUCUGGCCAAAGUUCAAAUAGGCGUCUUGGACAGCGAGCUUCUCAGCUAUGGCCCCAAUGUUUGCUUCCGAAUGUUCUACCAUAUGGAUGAGGGAAGUGAUGCCAAGAUCACUGUCCACUUCCUGGAUGUCUCCGGAGAGAGUGAAUUCGGAUAUAAGCUCCAGGCACCUGGAAAAAAUAAUUGGACGUUGUUUCAGCAAGACGUUGUAAAACUGCCAUCCAUUUACAGAGUCCGCAUCAUUGGAAUUCCUGGCAGCAAGAGGAAAAGCGACAUUGCUAUUGACGACAUUGAAGUGUUUUCUGGAAAAUGUUCGGGAGAAAGCGUUUCAUCGACUGAAGUUCCUUUGACUACACUUGAUUCUGGAACAUCGUCAACAGAUACGACUCCAACGAAAACAGCCCCUAUCGUUGAAAGUACAACGUCAGAAGCAACGAGCGAAAGCGUGAGCACCACAUCGGCAGAACCGCGGACGCCACCCGUCCUCGCGUGCCGCCCCGGAGAGUUCAACUGCCGUGACGGCGAGCACUGCAUUCCGUCGGCUCUGCUCUGCGACGGGGUGAAGGACUGCCCCAACGGGCUGGACGAAAAGUGCGGCGCCCUCAACCAGUGCGAGCAAUCCUCAGUCUUCUGCCCCAGCGGGUCCCCGGACCGGUGUAUUGGGCGGGACUUGCUCUGCGACGGCCGCGUGGACUGCAGCGACGGAUCCGACGAGUCUCUCUGCGGCAACUGCCCAGCCUCCUUUUGCCUUAAUGGUGGCCACUGUGACGUCGUGAAUGCUGGACGACCCACUUGCACCUGCCCGGACGGUGCGUCGGGAGAGCGCUGCCAAAACAUCGCCAGAGGCUCGGCUGACCUGCAGCAGCAUUCGACCUCGUCGACUGGCUGGGCCAUUGCUGUGCCAGUGCUCCUCAUCUUGGUCGGUGUUGCGAUCAUCGGGUUCUUGUACCAGAGGAGAAGGAAAGCCAUGCGAAGAUCACCACCUUUGAUCCUAAACAAUCCGUCGUAUGACACAUCCUUCAGCGAAACGUAAAUCGCUUAGAAUAUUCACAUCGACACCCAGAAAAGAGUAUUGUCUUCGCAGGAUCUAGUCAAAGGGAUACAACUGAUGUGUAAUAGUAAACGAAAUGCAGUAUCAAGCCAUGGGGGCCCAUAAAAUCUGCAUUUGGCAAGCUGGAAGCAUCAACCAAAUAUUGAAGCAAGAUAAUUAUUUUUUUUAUUAGACAAGGAUCGCACUUUGUUCAACUAUUUAUAAUGGCCGGGAUAGUGCUCGUAAAUGAUUGAACGCAAAGCUGUCGUAUGCCUGUCAUUUCUGAGACAAUUAAACUUUCUUGAUUCGCUUGUCA